Messenger RNA from Monascus purpureus, 4341 nucleotides. The record is from the annotation of a GenBank genome assembly. NCBI's taxonomy places the organism in Eukaryota, Fungi, Ascomycota, Eurotiomycetes, Eurotiales, Aspergillaceae.
CAUAUCUGGGCUUUAUCCCAUCUGGUCAGGAUCGAUGCUGGACGCUCUUCGUCGAGCACUGUCGAUAAUAUGUCCUUGCGCAGACCGUCUCAUCGCUGUGGUACCGUUGAGUAGCAGCUGGACGCGAGCCGUGGACGUGAAACGGGCAGCAGGUGUGGAGCAGCAACAGUCCACGGUACGCCCCAUGAUUGGACACUAGUCCAAGUCGAGAUCUGUUUAUGUCAGCGAUCUGCCUGUUCGGCGCUGCCCUGUGCGUCCUCAUCUCGCUUCGCUAUCUUGUCCUCCCUCGAUCCUUUUUCUGUCUUUUCUUCCUUUUGUCUCCUUUCUCGACAGCGUCUUCUUCCAAUGUCGACUGUUUCUAUUCCUGUUGCCUGUCCCUUUCAAUUGCCUCCCUGAUUUCCCGUCUGAUCUGUCUUUGCAUUCCUACUUCUUUUCUUACAUCCCGCUUGAUUCUGUUCGUCAGGUCAUCCCUUCUCUUGGUAUCCUAAUACUAGAUUGUUUUGUUCCCCAUUGUUCAUUCCCAUCAUUCGUUAAAACUACCUUGCUUUCUGUCCCGGCGACGGAAUGUCCACUCCUUUGGAGUCUCCUGCCAAGGAGCAUCCUUCCACGCAGCAGCCCGCUGCCUAUGACGACCAACAGACGUUUGUCAAUGAUAACCCUACUGAAAAUGGCGAUAAUCGCAAGCUCAAAGUCGAUACUACUCACUCCAAUAACGCGGAUGAGCUCCGUUCGCCCUCUCGUGACCGAGAGAGGGCCUUACGCCUGGGCGAUGAUCUAGCCGUGUUAGAAGCGGAACGCGAGGCGUCUCGCUCCCUUCACGAUGAAGAAGGUACAGCAGAGGAGCCUGGCGAGAAAGGUUCUUUUUCCAGUCGAUCCCACUCCCGACAUGUCGACGAGUUUGAUGAGGUGACAAACCCCCUGCAUGAGAAGGCCGCAGCCUUCAAUCCUCCGGAAAACCCCACUACCGACUUCGCCAAAUUCGUCAAGAGGAUCCACAAUUCGAGCUUCAUCAUUCGCUAUGCUACAUAUAUUAUCCCUGUCGUCGUUCUUCUGCUUAUCCCGCUUCUCGUUGGCGCGUUGAAAUUCAAAGAUGCCAACGUUGGUGGCGUACGUUUGCUCUGGUUUUCCGUCUGGCUGGAAAUAUUUUGGUUGACUCUGUGGGCUGGGAGAGUUGUCGCCAAAUGCAUACCCCCGGCCGUUGGCAUUCUCGCCAGUGUCUUCACAAACAACGCGAAGAAAUGGCGAGACAUGGCAGAGCAGCUGGAGUUCCCAGCGACGCUUUUCUUCUGGUGGCUUGGUGUCGAGAUCUCUUUCCUUCCAACCAUGAUCAACCACCAUGUGGACGGUGGUGGUACUCGCCACUGGGAGAGGACUGUCAACAAAAUCAUCGUUUCCAUCUUUGUCUGGACCAUUCUCAACCUCGUUGAAAAGGUCAUGAUCCAACUCAUCGCCAUGAACUUUCAUCUACGUACCUAUUCCGACCGCAUUGAGGUAAAUAAGUUCCAAAUUGGUAGCUUGACCAAACUCUACGCCUACUCCACAGCCAAGCUUGGCGACAAGGACGAAGAUUUUGAAGAGAAGAGAAACGGAUCGGAAAGCGGUGGCAUGAAGACUCCGAUGCAGUAUGCGGGAUUGGCUCAAAAGAUGGCGAGGGGAGCCUUGAACAAGGUCGGCGAUGUUGCUGGUGCUGUCGCGGCUGACUUCACCGGUCGCAAGGCCAAUAAGAGCACCCACCCACAUCAGGUUGUUUUAACUCUCCUACGCACCCCAUCUGGAAGUCAGGUCCUGGCUCGACGGCUAUACCGUACUUUCGUCCGGAAGGGUCAGGAAGUCAUCUUGGCGGACGACUUGAAGAUCGUCUUCGACAACGAAGAGGAGGCUGAGGCCGCCUUUAUCAUGUUCGACAAGGACCUGAAUGGAGACAUCUCCAUGGAAGAGCUGGAAGCCGUCUGCGUCGAAGUGGGCCGGGAGCGGAAAGCGAUUACUGCGUCUCUGAAGGAUCUCGAUUCAGUCGUCUCGAAGCUCGACCAUGUUUUUGAUGUUCUGGUGUUUGUCAUUGUCGUCAUGGUGUUCCUGUCCUUGAUCUCGACCUCCGCUUCUGGGGUGCUCACGUCUGCCGGUUCCUUCAUUCUUGGUCUGUCAUGGCUUUUCUCCGCCACUGCCCAGGAAUUCCUACAGUCUAUCGUCUUUGUCUUUGUUAAGCACCCAUUCGACGUCGGCGACCGUGUAACCAUCUACGGCAACUCUGGUGACACCGGCCGUGGUGAUGACUACUUCGUCAAGCAGGUUUCUCUCCUCUAUACCGAGUUCAAAAAGAUGCAGGGCCACAUCGUCCAGGCUCCUAACAGUUACUUGAAUACUCUGUUUAUCCUUAACCAGCGCCGCUCGGGUGCCCUGGCAGAGGCCGUUCCAGUCAUAAUCAAGUAUGGCACCACGCUUGAACAGAUGGAGGCCCUUCGCCAACGUCUGCUCGAGUUCGUCCGCUCCGAAAAUCGCGAAUUCCAAAACAUGAUUCUCACUGAGCUCCGAGAGGUCACGGAAAACUUCUCCGUGACGCUCAACGUGGUCUUCUUCUACAAAUCUAACUGGCAGAAUGAGGGCCUGCGCCUGCAACGGCGCAACAAGUUUAUUUGCAUGUUGAUGGUCGCCCUGCAAGAGAUCGGUAUCGAAGGACCACGCAUGAACCUCCAGGGUGCCGCUGUCGACAUCCCCUUCCACGUCACUUACAACGGUAUACCAUCCGGUACUUCUGCUGGCCCUUCAGGAAACAAUGGCUUUACUCCCGCCACCCCUGUGGGUGGUGACAUGGAUACCAUUCCCGAAGAAUCAGGCCAAGGCAGCGCCCUGCGUUCCCACCCGUCAAUCCUUCGCAAGGGCAUGCAUACGGCGGCCGCUCGCGCUCGCGGCGAAUCAAUCGCCUCCCACAAGCACGUCGACUUCUCUCUAGGCAUGCGAAACGUGUCCUCAGCGGACGUCAUGGGCGACGUCUUUGACGACCGCGGCGUGAGCAAGGUGGACGACGUUAUCCUUUCUGCCAACCGCGAGGCCGAGGAUCUCCGUCGCCAGAGGCUCGCCGAGGAAAGAGAGGCAGAGGAGGAGAGAAGUCGCAGUUCUAUGUCGAAAUCGCACAGGCGUGGAUCCAAUCUCUCUUCGCAUCCGGGUGCCUCCGAGGGCCGUCGCUCCAUGGAUACCCACAGUCAUCGCUCAGUGGACGCUCCUAGCCAUCGCAGUCUCUCAAUUGUCCAUCCUAACCGUUUUUUGCGCACACGCACCAGUCCUGAUAUCGAGCAAGGCUCCUUUGACUCUGGUGCUCCGGGUUCGUCAGAUAUGCCAAAGCAUAUGUACGUUGCUGCCAGCCCCAGUCGGCAGUCAUGAUCUGAAAUGAUUUUCCACACUUUCUUAUUUAAACCUUCGCUCUAUUUAUUUUGUCUUAAGACUUUUGGGAUUUAUUUUGGCCAUUUGUGUCUACAACUCCCACGCUUCCAGUAUUUUUAUCGAUUCUGUGAGUAUGGCGUGUGUACCCAUAGGGUUAACAAAUGGUAAUAAAUCCGAUAUUCAUAACUAGACUUAGUCUGAUCCAAGUUUCCUGGAUAGUUUCUCCCUAAAAGGAGUUCGAUUCGAAUAUCGAGCUCUCUCUUCGAGAUAUUCUUCUUCGCUUGGUAUGACGUUAUUUGCGUUUAUGGAGAUCUUUCCUUUUCAUGCUCAAUGAUGUCUGCGAUGUUCUCGGAGUCGACCGGGUGAGAAUAGUUGUCCUCAAUGAGUACUUUGCCUUCCUUGUAUCGUUGAUUCCCUCUGAAACGGUCGAGCUCCCUAACUGGAUAAAGACAGCCACUCUGUCGCCUUCACAAUUUGCAAUAAUAUAAUAGUGUAAUGAGCUUUGAUCACCAUUUCGGACCGCAUGAGUGUGCUGUUGUAUACGCCAUCGAAGGUUGUUUGGCUGGCUAACAUAAAAUCGCAAAUGUUUUGGGUCUUGAUCACCAGUAAUAAAGUUCAGGUAGCCACUGCUACGUGAGUCUUGAAUAUGGUUUGCAGCUUGAUUUUUAAGUAUUCCAAAGUAAAAGUUGAAGUGCUGGCCUGGCAUACACUUCACGGGUCACGGCCCUGCCUUUGAGCUCCUGGACCGCAGGCUCAACAGAGGCAGGUAUGGCUUUUUGAUCGAAUCUGCCCCCCCCCAACAGGCUUCAAUUUGUCUAUAUGGAGUAUGGCAUAAUUUAUCAACUUUGUCGGCGACGUAGUCAACCUUCUUGGGCAAAUGUCGGACUAGCAAGUCUAGAUGCAGGCACAGAAUUGCGAAUGUUGUUAGGUUCCAAGAAAUAACUUCUUCAGGCAAGCAAAUAAUCU